This is a messenger RNA of Chinchilla lanigera (long-tailed chinchilla), 930 nucleotides long. RefSeq names its product C1q and tumor necrosis factor related protein 4 (gene C1qtnf4). Gene Ontology annotation, molecular function: protein binding. Lineage: Eukaryota; Metazoa; Chordata; Mammalia; Rodentia; Chinchillidae. The record is from RefSeq and is a predicted model, not a curated record.
GAGCCCGAGCCCGAGGCGGAUCGCAGCGCCGACCGAACCGAGCCCAGCGCCGCGGCCAGGGGCCAUGCUGCUUCUCCUGUUCGGCCUGCUGGCCCCGCCUGCCUGCUGGGCCCUGGGUCCUGCCCCGGGGCCCGGCUCCUCGGGGCUGCGCUCGGCCUUCUCGGCGGCGCGCACCACGCCGCUGGAGGGCACGUCGGAGAUGGCAGUGACGUUCGACAAGGUGCUGGUGAACAUCGGCGGUGACUUCGACGCGGCCACAGGGCGCUUCCGCUGCCGCGUGCCGGGCGCCUACUUCUUCUCGUUCACGGCGGGCAAGGCCCCGCACAAGAGCCUGUCGGUGAUGCUGGUGCGCAACCGCGAUGAGGUGCAGGCGCUGGCCUUCGACGAGCAGCGCCGGCCCGGCACGCGGCGCGCCGCCAGCCAGAGCGCCAUGCUGCAGCUCGACUACGGCGCGGCACCGGCCGCUCGCCUUCGACACCGAGCUCGUCAACAUCGGGGGCGACUUCGACGCGGCGGCCGGCGUGUUCCGCUGCCGCCUGCCCGGCGCCUACUUCUUCUCCUUCACGCUGGGCAAGAUGCCGCGCAAGACGCUGUCGGUGAAGCUGAUGAAGAACCGCGACGAGGUGCAGGCCAUGAUCUACGACGACGGCGCGUCGCGUCGCCGCGAGAUGCAGAGCCAGAGCGUGAUGCUGCCGCUGCGGCGCGGCGACGCCGUGUGGCUGCUCAGCCACGACCACGACGGCUACGGCGCCUACAGCAACCACGGCAAGUACAUCACCUUCUCCGGCUUCCUGGUGUACCCCGACCUCGCCGCCGGCGGCGACCCGGAGCUCUGAGGCCGGCCGAAGAGGGGCGGGACGGGGCGGAGGCGGGGCGAGCAUGCGAGCGGGGCGCCCGGACACCCCCGCUGGCCUCCGCCAAUAAAGUGCG